AUGGCUGAUAACAAAUCACAUCUUCCACCGGAAAUCGUCGAAAUUAUUCUAUCAAACUUAUCAGUAAAAUCUCUUUACCGAUUCAAAUCAGUUUCCAAGUCAUGGAAUACUAUAAUCACAGAUCCUGUAUUCAUCCAGAAUCAUAUCCAAAAAUCUAAGCAUUCAACCUCGCAUAACCUUUUCCUAACUCGUGCGAUGUCGAGUACUUCUUCUAUCCGAUUUUCCGUGGUUGAAUUCGAUGAUGAAAAAUUCCAAACCCUACCAGUAGUAAUAGAAGCCCCCUUUGGCUGUGGGUUGGUAUUGUGCUUUUGUGAUGGCAUCCUACUGUUAACCAGCCGUUCGUACCAGAGACUUGUGUUGUGGAAUCCAUCCACUCGAACAGCGGAAAAGCUUUGGCAUCGGAAGGGCUGCAGUAAGGCGUCUUUCGGGCUUUGCCGCGAUCCGAACACUGACGAUUUUAAGGUUGUUGUUGCGGAUUGGUACCACUACUCAGUUUAUUCUUGUAAGAAGAAAUCCUGGAUUAUGAUGAAAAAAGAAUACGAAAUUGAAUACACUGGUUUAGGUUUCAAUCCAAGGAACACUUCACCGAAAGGAGUCUGUGUUGACGGGGUUAGCUAUUGGGUUUGGAGUCGCCCGACUGUUACAAAAAUAGUGUAUUAUGAUCCGAGAGAUGACAAGUUCAAGUUUUUGCAUUUGCCGGAAAAUGUAGACGGGUGCAAAAUUAUUCACUUGGUUAAUGUGAGGGGUUCUUUGUGCAUGUAUUGCAAUUUCUACAAGGUAUUUGACUUAGCAUGGCAUUGUCUUCCUCUUGAAAAGCCAAUGGGUAAGCCUGGAAAAGAGACUCUUCCAUAUGGUAUGAGGAUGCUGUGA
Messenger RNA from Erythranthe guttata (spotted monkey flower), 870 nucleotides. The record is from RefSeq and is a predicted model, not a curated record. NCBI's taxonomy places the organism in Eukaryota, Viridiplantae, Streptophyta, Magnoliopsida, Lamiales, Phrymaceae.